GCUCCUUGCCCUAAAAAUCCCCACCCUAUUUCCUCUCCCAUCUCUCUCUCUCACUAUCUCUCUCUCCGCCGCCCCCUUGUAAAAAUCUCUCUCUAGGGUUUCCUCCUCCGCGAUCUCCUCGAUGGUGCGGAGAUUAAUGGUGUCCGAUCGAUCGAUUUCGAAGGGACGAUCGUGUUGGGUGGGGUUCGCUCGGUCGCGCGAAGGUAAUCGCUCCAGAUCGGGAGAGAUCGUAGCGCCGUUCUAGGGUUUCCUAGGGUUUGGGGAGCGGUGUUGUAGGUGGUGGAUGGAUGCGGUGGAGUUGCCGCUUCCGACGAAUCUCGUCGUCUCCAAGAUACUUCCCGGAGACGGGUUCGUUCGGGAGGGGAAGGCCGAGGAGAGGGGCACCGAUGGCGUAGAUGCGCCGGGUUUUGGACGGCAUAAGGAGUCCGGCUGCGGUCGGUCUUACGGCGGUAAUGGUAAGAAUGAUUAUCUUCGGGAAGUGGAUACAGUCGUCCUAUCGCUUCCCAAGCAUGAUGGUAAUGUGCCGAACAAGAAAUCUGUGAAAAGGCUGAGCAGCUUCACAUGUUCUAAGAGACCAAGAAUAGAUCAUCAGGCAGGAAAUUCUCUUAAUGCUGGAACACAUGAUGAUGAGACUACCUCUAAGGAACCUGGACCUGAUUGGAUUCAUCGCAUGUCUUCUGAGAAAUCGCGGUUGCUGAAACAGAAGCGUGGUCUUGAUGGCAAGAGAGCUGAUAAAAGGAAUUUUAGAACUAGUGUCAGAGCUAAAUAUGAUUGUUUUGCAUCGAAGAGUGGUUUGGCUAAUUGCGAUUCCCCUUUUGGAGGAAAUGGUGUUCUUGGAAUGUGUAAUUUCAAGGCAGACCUCAAUGACAUUACAAAAAAUAUGGAGGACCUUUCAUUGGGUAAACUUCUUGAUGGCAGUUAUAGAUAUUCUCGUAUGUGUCUCGAUAAAGGAAAACGAGCGGUGAAUAUCAAUGAGAAUAUUUUGGUAUCUGUUAGGAAGGUUUGGUCUAUCCUCUCUCUUCCUGGUGAAGUAGAUAGCCCUUGCAACAGUAAAGACGUGGCAUGCCUUUUUAGCCCUAAUGCAUCCUUGGGUAACAUGCCGGACUGGGAUAACAGGGAGAAAGAUAGUAAUGAAAAAAUAUCCUCCAGAAAGGAUUCUCCACAAGUGAACUUCAGUAACUCUGAUCUUUAUCAGCCUGCACAUGUUCUAGAUCGUUUAGCACUUCCACCACACCAGAAUUUGGAUUCUCUUCUAUCAAGCUUAAGCUCGAACUCAUCUCCAUUUCAAUCAACCACGAAUAAUACAACUUCUAAUGGUGCUAGCUUGCCACCAUUUCCUUGGUCAUACUGUCAUGGUGGAGCCCACAAACCUAGUCUUGAUGCUGGUAAAUUGGCACUGACAAGGAGUUGCUCACAGGGGAGAUGGAUUAGAAUAGGAAGCAAUUCCUUAUCAAUCAGGGAGGAUCAAAGUAGUUUCUCAGAGUUGGAUUUUAAAAAACUAGAACAGGGCGAAGAUUCUUCAGCUCGUCAAAAAAUAGCAUUUCCAGAAGCAUUUCUUUCAGAUAGUAAUAAUUUAAUGGAUGGAGACUGUUCAAAUAGCCAAUUGAAAUCUUGCGAUAAUGUGAAUUCUUUCCUCGGAUCAUUGAAGUUGGAAGUAAGUUUGAAUGUUCAGGAGGAUGAUCCAUCGGAUCUUGUAAAACGUACUAUGCAAAAUAACUACUUUGGAGCUGUCAAGAAAGAGCAGCUAGCAGAAAGCAAACAUGAUUGCUCUUGUAAUAGUUCUUGUCCUUCUGAAAGUGUUGUUGGUGUCUCUCAGCAGAGUAUGUGGCCUUUACCUGCCGCAAAGAUUUUACCAGGAAAUUCCCCAAGAGCCCUACAUGCUGCCGACAUACUAUGGGAGAUGGCUAACUGCUCCAACAGCACAAAAUCUCAAAAGCAUGACGGUGGGGGAAUAAAAUGGCCCAAAACACCUUCAGAGAAGACCAUGAAGGCUCGUAAACCGUUGUCUUCAUUUGAUAAAUCAGAGACUUCAUCCCUUGCAUCGCCAUCCCACGAUUCUAUUAGAAGCACAUUCCUCCUGUCCCCGAAGCAUAAGCUAAGCAAUCGGAAAAAUGACUUUGGUCCAACGAAUAAUUCUGGUAGAGGCCCCGUUAGGUGGUCGUCAUCGCCCAUCGAAGGAAAUUCAUCCCCUCUCAAGUUGGAAAAGGAUCAAACGCUUAAUAUGCGACAGCUAUGCAGUGAUUCUGUUAGGCCUUCGAAUUUGAUGUUAUUACAUGAACGCAUGGAAAGGAGUUAUGAGAAUCAGCAGAAGCUGAGGAAAGCGAAGCUAACGGCGCCUUCAUUUGGGUUUGGGACAAAUUAUGGCGGCGAGUGGAGCAGGGCAAAGAACAGAAGAGUUUGAUGGCAAGCCUGCAAUUUAGACGUCAAAGCAGCUGGAUGAAUUGGUCUGAAGUAUGUACAUUGGUUGAGGUUAAACCUAGGUCAAGAUUUGUAUUCAUCAGGUGAGAGGAUAUGCAGUAGCCUGACAAUUGGUUUGAUGAGAGGGAGGGGUAUUCUCAAUGGAUGGAAUUAGUGGGUUGAUUUGGUGGGCUUUGUGUAUUAUUACUUGCAAAAGCUGUUGUUUUGUAAUUUGUGUAUCUGCGCUUUUAAUUCCCUUGCACAGCUCUCUUUCUCUCA
This is a messenger RNA of Ananas comosus (pineapple), 2676 nucleotides long. RefSeq lists its product as uncharacterized. Bases 284 to 2401 code for a protein of 705 amino acids. NCBI's taxonomy places the organism in Eukaryota, Viridiplantae, Streptophyta, Magnoliopsida, Poales, Bromeliaceae. The transcript has 6 exons. The record is from RefSeq and is a predicted model, not a curated record.